Molecule: messenger RNA, 561 nt
Organism: Tuber aestivum (summer truffle)
Lineage: Eukaryota; Fungi; Ascomycota; Pezizomycetes; Pezizales; Tuberaceae
Source: the annotation of a GenBank genome assembly
AUGGAUUCCCCCAAAACCCUAACGGACCAGCACCCCCUUCCGAAACUCAUAAUCUUCGACCUGGACUACACCCUCUGGCCCUUCUGGAUAGACACGCACCCAACCCCACCACUCUCCCUCGUCCCCUCCACAACCCCACCAACCCUCCACGACGCAAUCGCAACUCCGUACCCUCUCUUCCCCGCAACCCUUCCCCUCCUGACCCACCUCUCGGCCGCCGCCGGCAUAAAACUAGCGGUGGCAUCCCGCACCCAUACACCCGCGCUUGCUCUGCAGGCGCUCGACCUCUACGGCUUGCGCCAGUUCUUCGACUUUACCGAGAUUUACCCUGGGAGCAAGCUAAAGCAUAUGCGCCGGCUGCGCGAGAAGAGCGGCGUAGAGUUCCGGGACAUGCUGUUUUUCGAUGACGAGCCUAGGAACAGGGAUGUCUGUGGGCUGGGGGUUUGGUUUGUGAUUGUCGGCGACGAGGGGGUUGAUUGUGGGUUGAUUGAUGAAGGGGUCAGGAGGUGGAGGCGGGAUAGGGGAUUUGAGGGAGCGGGGGAGGGAGAGGAAGUGGUUUGA